Colletotrichum spaethianum is the source of this 444-nucleotide messenger RNA. RefSeq lists its product as uncharacterized. The record is from RefSeq and is a predicted model, not a curated record. The coding region runs from base 1 to 444 and encodes 147 amino acids. The transcript is spliced from 2 exons. NCBI's taxonomy places the organism in Eukaryota, Fungi, Ascomycota, Sordariomycetes, Glomerellales, Glomerellaceae.
AUGAGACGCUCGCAGUACAUGAUCCUCUACCAGAACCGGACCGCGCCGAUGGAAGCCGGCGCUUUUACCCAGAACAAACUCACCGUUCGGCCCAGCAACGGAGACGUCAUGGAGGUGUUCUUUGACUACAAAGCCCCCAAGUUCCAAGAGCCGAAGGCAGGCGGCAUUACAGCCUCCCACAGGUCGGCGCUCGCAAUCCUUCCUUGGGAAAUGAUCCACUCGGCCGACCAGCAAACGGCGGCGUCGAGCGCGAGGAUCAUCUAUCGAGGUACCGACGGGUGGCUGCAGAACCAUGACCGCUCCUCCGGUGGUCAGGAGCUCACGUCGUCGGGCCAGCUGCCGGUGACUUUCGAUUCAAACUUCACAAUGGCUGGCUUUGCCGUUGUCCGACUUGAUUCGGGAAGUCAGAACUCGGGUACUCUGAACACAUGGGUUUUGUACUAG